AUGAUUGGUUUCCGCCCCCACCUCUCCACACAAGACGUCCUCUUGCAACUCCACCACGACCUUCUCGAUCCGCCCACCUUCUCGGACGCUAAGGCUCUCCUUAGCCUCGACCUUCACAAGGCGUUCGACAACGUCUCCCAUUUGGCUAUUCUUACCGAACUCGCCACCAUCAACCCUGGCUCUCGCACCUACCACUACAUUCGCUCCUUCCUCACGGCCCGCACGGCCGAAAUCAUCGUGGGAGAUCUCUCGUCUCCCACGUAUGCACUGGUUCUCGUGCUCGACCGUAUCCCCGAUCUCAAACACACCCUGUACGCGGACGACGUAACUCUUUGGGUCACGUCUGGCUCCGACGGGCACAUUGAGCAGACGUUGCAACGCGCAACUGACGUCGUCACGAGUCACGUGCACGCGGCCGGUCUCGCUUGCUCGGCGGCCAAAUCGGCCCUCCUCCUCAUGCGGCCCCCCGACCGGCGUCGCCACAAGACGCCUCACCCCACCAUCACGAUUCACGCCAAUUCUACUCCCGUUCCCGUCGUCUCGCAUCUCCGGGUGCUCGGGCUGAUAGUACAGUCAAACCGCCAUAAUGCUCACACCAUCGACCAGCUCUCGCUUUCGGUUCAGCAAACCGCGCGCAUGCUCGCUCGUGUCCGAGCGCGGCGCAUCGGCAUGCGCGAACACGAUCUCCUCCGCCUAGUCGACGCUUUCGUCGUUUCCCGUCUCACGUACGGCCUUCCUUAUACGCGUCUUCUCAAAUCGGAACGCGACAAGGUCGACGUCCUCAUCCGCCGUGCAUACAAGACUGCUCUCGGCCUUCCCCCCAACGCGUCCACGGCGCGUCUCCUCCGCCUGGGAGUCCACAACACGCUCGACGAACUGAUCGAAGCUCACCGCACCGCUCAGGUGCAACGCCUUCAUCGUUCGCCGACCGGUCGCUACAUCCUCUCUUCCAUCGGUCAUGACACGUCUUCUCACCCACCGGACCUGGUCUCACUACCGCAUGCUCUUCGGGCAGCCUUUUCCAUCAAGCCGCUAGCCAAGAAUAUGCUCGCGGGACACCACGACGCCCGUCGCCAAGCCCGUGCGGCCAUGCUUCACGCCAAGUACGCCGACCACCCGGCCAUCGCCUACGUGGAUGCGGCCCGAUACGCCUCGCCCGGGGACGCCUUCGCAGUCGUCUCCGUCUCCCCCUCCUCGGCACCCUCGGCACCCUUGGGGCCGAUAAUCACGGCCGCCACCGUUCGAGCGCCCUACGUCGUCGAGGCUGAGGAGGCGGCCAUCGCUUUAGCCGCCACCUCGACCGACGCCAGCGUCAUACUCUCCGACUCCAAGCACGCCAUCUCCAAUUUGGCCCGAGGUCUCGUCUCGCCUACCACCUUACGGCUCCUUCGCCCACUUCUACUGGAGGACGAACCGUGUCACAUUGAACUGGUCUGGGUUCCCGCCCACUCGGGUCACCCCGGCAACGAGUCGGCUCACCAACACGCUCGAGGAUUCGUCGACCGAGCGGUGGGCCCCUCCGCGUCGGACGCCCCGGUGCCGGAGCCCCUGGUCACCUACCACGACAUUACCCAGCACUAUCGCCUCGAACGGUACGCCUACCCACCCCCACAUGGCAGUCUUCCCAAGCGGUCCGAGAUCGCCUGGCGUCGCCUCCAGACCCGCACCUUUCCGUGCCCGCUAGUGUAUUCGCACAUCCACCCUGGUGUCAUUGAUCCACGCUGCUGCCUGUGCGGCGACGUUGCCUCCUUAAACCAUAUCCUCUGGGGCUGCCCGGAAGACCCCCCGCCAACCGACCUCGUCUCGCCACCCCCCACCGACGAACAAUGGGAGGCCCUUCUCUCCAGCACCGACCGAGACAUCCAAACACGGGUCCUGGCACGAGCUGAAGACUCCAUCGUGAUGCACAGCCUGGAAGCCUACGUAGCUUAG
Molecule: messenger RNA, 1932 nt
Organism: Dermacentor andersoni
Lineage: Eukaryota; Metazoa; Arthropoda; Arachnida; Ixodida; Ixodidae
Source: RefSeq, a predicted model, not a curated record